Molecule: messenger RNA, 3178 nt
Organism: Liolophura sinensis
Lineage: Eukaryota; Metazoa; Mollusca; Polyplacophora; Chitonida; Chitonidae
Product: alcohol dehydrogenase [acceptor]-like
Exons: 12
Coding region: 263-1996 (577 amino acids)
Molecular function (GO): flavin adenine dinucleotide binding; oxidoreductase activity, acting on CH-OH group of donors
Source: RefSeq, a predicted model, not a curated record
UACCCGACCAACAUCCUCACAGGCAAACCACCUCACCUUUCCAGGCAGGAUUACCUGACAAAUAUCGUCACGGUCAAAUCACUUCCGCAGUCCGGGGUAAACAUCCUCAAAGUCUAACGACGUCACGUUUCAAGUCCAUUCAUUCGAGGUAUUGAAAGUACUGGAUCAUAUCCCGUCACUGUACAUCGGCGUUAUCUUAUUGCCUGAUCCCAGAGAGCACCUGUUGAAGAACAGACUGAUUUGUUGAGCCUUGAAGAUCAGUAUGGGCAGGACAAAAACAACGGAAAAUCUGCUUCCUGUCUACGACUACGUUAUAGUUGGAGGGGGGACAGCAGGUUGUGUUUUGGCUAGCCGACUAUCCGAGGAUCAAUCACGAACCGUCUUGCUGCUCGAGGCCGGAUAUGACGACACGGAGUUUCCGGAAGUUGCACAACCCGCAAAGCUUGGUAGGCUACAGCACAGCACGUUUGACUGGGCCUACAAAACCGUGCCGCAGAAACACAGCUGCAAAGCCUUAAUUGAUCAGCAAAUGCGAACUCCAAGGGGUAAGGGACUCGGGGGCAGUGGCAGCAUGAACGCGUUGGUGUAUUGUCGUGGCACCCCCGAGGACUUUGACCUGUGGGAGAAGAUGGGGUGUGAGGGGUGGGGAUAUGAAGAUGUCUUACCCUACUUCAUCAAGUCGGAAGAUUGUACCAGCCCAGAACUCCUCAAGGGAGGUGCCCACGGUACAGACGGCCCGAUGGGGAUCACCGAGGCCUGGGUAUCACCCAUAGGAGAAAAUUUCAUCCAGGCAGGAAAAGAGCUGGGGUUCGCCCACUCUGACAACAAUAGCAGCAAUCCUUACGGCGUGAUGCGAACUCAGAUGAACGUCUAUGACGGAUGCAGAAGGUCCACAGCGGAAGCUCUCUUGAGACCUGCCAUGCACCGGGAAAAUUUGCAUAUUGCUACCCACUGUCACGUGACAAAGAUUCUAAUUGAUGAUAAAAUCGCUCGGGCGGUUGAGUUUGUACGCAUGCUGACCGGAAGAGAGGUUGUGAGGGCACGUCGAGAGAUAAUCCUGAGUUCCGGUACGAUCGGGUCUGCUCAGAUACUCAUGCUUUCCGGAAUUGGCCCUAGACAACACCUUGAAGAUCUCGGGAUUGCCGUGGAGGCCGAUUUGCCGGUGGGCAGUUAUCUGCAGGAUCACAUCAUGCUGCAGGGAAUCGAGUUCGAAAUUGACCACCAUGUUUUCCGAGGAGGAGCUGCAGAUUCCCCUGAGAAUCAAGCUCGUUAUGACUCAAUGCGAUCAGGCCCCAUGGCGACCAACUUGAUAGAAGGCAUUGGGUUUUUCAAAACAGGGACACCGUCAGAGAACAACAACAACGCAUCGAUACAGAUGUAUUUCAUGCCGUGUUUGCGGGACCCCAUCUGGGAAAAGAACUCAGGGAUGAAACCAGACGUGUGGGAGGCCACGUAUCCAGGUCGGAAGGGUGCUAUGGUGGGGCCGGGCAUGUCAUUCUGGCCAGUCCUCUGUCAUCCCAAGAGUUUCGGCACUUUGCGUCUGAGAACUGCAAACCCCUUCGACUAUCCUCUCGUCGACCCGAACUAUCUCUCAAAUCCCGAUGACGUAAAGACAAUGGUAGAAGGUAUCAAGCUUUGUCUGAAAUUUGGGAAUACGGAAGCGUUCCGGCCAUUGGGUGCUCGGUUUAACAAGAGAGCCCUGCCUGGCUACCAAGGCACCCCCUAUACGGACGAGUACUGGGCGGAGUACGUCAGACACAUGACGCAGACUGUGUAUCACCUGUGCGGCACGUGCAGAAUGGGAAGAGCAGACGACCCGACCACAGUCACAGAUCCCCAGCUGAGGGUGAAGGGUAUCGGUCGUCUCCGGGUGGUGGACGCGUCCAUUAUGCCGGAAGUGACGGCCGGAAACACGAACGCCCCAACCGUCAUGAUCGCCGAGAAGGCAGCUGACAUGAUCAAAGGCGUCCAAGGGAAGAAACUCUCCCGGCUGUAGUUCGGUGGUGUAGGUUUAGUGGUGCGCUGGGAGGAGUUUGGCUACAGGGUUCAUUGUCCAUCUCAAAGGCCAAGUGCAAGGACCAAAGAACGGAGAUCAAUCACAAUACUGAGCAACAACAACAACAGCACGUUACCUGACUUUUCAUCAGGUUAACACUUGUGCACACUCAUCGUCAUCUAAAAAUAACCCAUUUCUAGAUGACGUCACAUAUAGAAGUCCGUAGAAAUCGUCUGCUUCACACUUCGUUUUGAAUCGUUCGACUUCAAGUUUGAUAACAUAUCAAGAACAACUUUGUUAUUUAUGUAUGCAAGACAAGUGUAAUUCGCUGUGAAUUUUUUUUCUUGUGAUUCAUGAAAAUGUUAGGUCUGAAAAAUGUGGCUAUAUCCACCAAACAUAACGGAACUCAGGUAAUUUUACAAUUUCGACGUGCUAUUUGUCGCUUUAUUCAAGUCUAUAUAUUAGCGGAUUCCGGUCAUGUCAGGUCAUAAAUACAUGAAUUUACAUACAUUCACAUCAGGUUGAAGUUAGAGAUUCAAGUCAUAGAGUGUAGUCAUCCGAAAUGACCACGGCAAGCAAAUAAGAUAGGUAAUAAUGAUAUUUAUGUAUGUGAUUUUGGUGUGAACUUACAUGAAGUAUACAUGUAUAUAAUUCAUUAUGAAACAAGCAUUCCGGAGGUAAUGCUUUUGCAAAACAUGUCCUCUACCGAUUUGAACCGUCAGAAUAACCGCUAUGAUAAAGUCUAUAUAGGACAAAAGCGGCCAUCCCUUUGUCGAAAAUGAACCUUCAAUGCGAGUAGAGACGCGAGCUUAAUCUGUAACUCUUAAUGAUCACGUACAACAUUUUAAUUCAACGUGAUUAAUCUAAAUAUUACGUUGUUUUUUCUUCAAUGAUGCCUGUCAGUCACAUGCAUUUAAGCCUACGUUUGUAUAUGAUCCAUUAAACCAGCGCGAGUUUAUAUAUGAUCCAUUAAAUCAGCAUGAGUUUAUAUAUGAUCCAUUAAUUCAGCAUGAAUUAUUUUCAUGAGUGAUUUAUAUUAUACCUGUGAAAGUUAUACCUGUCAGCCGUUAUGAUUAUAUGCAAUUUACUAAGUAUAAGCAGAUGCAAGAACAUUAGACAAAGAUAAUUUGUGGUGUGGUUUGUUUGUGUCUUUGAUUUCACAAUAAAAAUGUUAUAACUUGU